CCCAGACCCUCUCUCGGAGACCCCCGACCCACCCGGAGACCCCAGACCCUCCGCGCCGAUGCGGGGCCGCCCCGCGGUGUGACCCCGCCAUGGACUGCACCUGUGUGUCCGACCUGCUGCUCACGGCGCCGCUGCCAGCGCUCUGGACACCAGGGUUCGCGUUCCCAGAGUGGGCGUACAAGGCCGAGUCCAGCCCCGGCUCGCGGCAGAUCCAGCUGUGGCACCGAGCGAUGUCACACUGACAAUCGCUGCGGCAGGAGCAGUACCGCGAGGUCAUCGCCUGGCAGGGCGACUACGGCGAGUUCGUCAUCAAGGACCCCGACGAGGUGGCGCGGCUCUGGGGGGUGCGCAAGUGCAAGCCCCACAUGAACUACGACAAGCUCAGCCGCGCCCUCAGGUACUACUACAACAAGCGGAUCCUGCACAAGACCAAGGGCAAGCGCUUCACGUACAAGUUCAAUUUCAGCAAGGUGGUCCUGGUCAAUUACCCGCUGCUGGAAUUGGGGCGGGGGGCGCCGCUGCUGCUCGGCCCCGCCCCCUGCCCCGCCCCGGACUGCGGGCCCGCCCCCGCCGAGGCGCUGCAGUCGCUGUUCUGCGCCCCCCGCCCCGACCCCCCCGCGCGCCCCCCCCUCUUCGAGGGACCCCCCGAGACCCCCGAGACCCCCGAGAAGGGGCUGGGGGCGGCGCCGCCCUUCCUGGGCAACGGGCUCUCGUGCUUCUCGAAGCUUCCGGCGCUGUUCGGGGCGGGGGGCGGGGCCGGCUUCGGGCGCCCCGCCCCCCUGCCCGAGUUCCCCUGGGGGGGGUGGGGGUCGUACCUGGGGGGGGGCGGGGCGGCCCUGGCGCUGCCCCCGCCCCCUCCCCACGGCCACGCCCACCCCGCCAAGCUGGCCCCGCCCCCUCCCGCGGGGGCGGGGCUCUACCCCUCCCCUCCCUUCUUCCUGCCGGCCCCGCCCCCGCCCCCCGCGGCCGCCCCGCCCCCCCCCGCGCCCCUCCCCCCGGGGGUGGGGGAGGGGUCGGACUCGGAGCUGGAGGUGACGGAUGGGGGCGGGGCCAGCUCGGGGGGGGAGGAGACCCCGCCCCAAAGCCCCACCCUCAUCACCCCCGGCAGGGGCCACGCGCCCCGCGGGAAAGGCCACGCCCACCGCACCUGA
Zonotrichia leucophrys gambelii is the source of this 1151-nucleotide messenger RNA. RefSeq names its product ETS repressor factor like (gene ERFL). Gene Ontology annotation, molecular function: sequence-specific DNA binding; DNA-binding transcription factor activity, RNA polymerase II-specific. The record is from RefSeq and is a predicted model, not a curated record. Gene Ontology annotation, biological process: regulation of transcription by RNA polymerase II; cell differentiation. Gene Ontology annotation, cellular component: nucleus. The transcript is spliced from 7 exons. NCBI's taxonomy places the organism in Eukaryota, Metazoa, Chordata, Aves, Passeriformes, Passerellidae.